Dentiscutata erythropus is the source of this 339-nucleotide messenger RNA. The record is from the annotation of a GenBank genome assembly. NCBI's taxonomy places the organism in Eukaryota, Fungi, Glomeromycota, Glomeromycetes, Diversisporales, Gigasporaceae.
AUGUGUAAUGAAAACGAAAGCCUAUUGUCUCAAACUUUUGAUGGAGUUAUAGAAAACAUUUUAUACUUAUGUACAUUCAAAGAUUCUGAGAAAUGGGCAUUUUUAAAUCCUCAAGUUACUGGUGCUUGUGGUAAAAUAGAUAUUAUAAAGGAUAGAAUCAGAACCAAUUUUCCAAAUCUAAUUAUGGGUGCUCAAAAUUUCAAAUAUAAAAUAUCUGAUAUAUUGAAUAAGCCAUUCGAGUCUUUUUUUAGUCAUAUUGCUUCUUUACCUAAAAAUUUAUAUGCAUAUCAGUAUUCUGCACUUCUGGAUAUUAAAGAUGACGUAUCUUACCAAAUGUAA